AUGGCAGAAGCGGACCGCACGGCGCAGUUCGAGGCCGUCGUGCGCCGCCUGACUCCGCUGCUGCACCGAUGUGCCGCGAGUGCCCGCGUGACGACGGGCACGGCCUACCUGCUGCUCGUCCACGCCCUCGCAUCCAAGGGGGUCGCUCGGGCGCUGUGUGGGGGCCGCGACGCGUGCCUCAAGCGCCACAUCUCAUCCAAAUCUUCGGUAGAAACCAUCAGAAAGGCCUGCGCGCGGUACGCCGGGGCGGAUAUGCCGCCCGAGAUCAUGGCGGGCAUCGGCGAUAAGCAGCGGCGCAUGCUGAGCGCCGCGGCGAAGCUGGUGGCCACGCUGGCGCUGUUCCGCCUCGCGGGGCAGCAGGUGGACCACAAGCUCGAGCUGGCGGCCUCGCUCGCGACGAAGGAUCUUUUGAAGAGGUUCAAGUCACAGCGGGGGGGCUGCGCGAGCUGCCCCCGCUGCACGGUCCGCGGCAGGCUCGGGGAGCUCCUGCCCCGGCUGUGGGGCCACUUGCGACGCAGCGGGGAGGAGGAGGAGGGGGGUGCGCCAUUCGCGUUCCUCCCGGAGUUCGUUAAGAGCGUCUCAGACGCCUUCGCGAAGGGGGCCGGAGCCUCCUGGCGCCUCGACCUGGAGCAGCUGUCGGGCUGGGUGGGGUCGGUCGUCGAGCGCCCCUCCGUCAGGCACAUGCGGAGUUCGUUUGCGACGCACCUCGACGGGCACAUCGCUCUCGCGUUCCAGACGGCGUGGCCCUGCGAGGGUGCGCCGGCCCAGGAGCUGCAGCGCGGCAGCAAGCGCGCCGGCGCGGGGGCCGGCGCGUCGGGGCACGCGAGCGCCGACGACAGCAUGCAAGACAGCAGCGACAGCGACAGCGACAGCGGGUACGAGGAGGACGACGGCGCGCCGGACGUGCCGCACGUCGAGCGCCUCGCCGCCGCUCUCCGCGACGCCUGGACGAACCGCUGGGAGGAGCGCAAAAGGGCCGCCGCGGCGCAGGAGCGGCCAGGGGUGCAGACGCCCGGCAGCGACGGACGUCCGGCCUUCGCGUCGAUCUUCUCCGGGCUCGGGGCGUUCGCGCUGGCGCUGGAGAUGGCGGGCAUGCGUCUCGUGCAGACCUGCGAGUGCGACGAGGGCAAGCGGCGCGUCCUGGAGCACUGGUGGCCGACGGGCACCACCGGCGUGGACCACGGCUGCUCGGACGUCGGAGGGCUCGUCCUGGCGGAGGGGAUCACGUGCGUGGUCAUGGGGCCGCCGUGCACGGACCUGUCGAGUGUCGGGAAGCGAGAGGGGCUCUUCGGUCGGGAGAGCGGGCUCGUCGCGGAUGCCUUCGCGGCCAUCCAGAGGGCCGCGCAAGGCGGGCACGGCCCGGAGUGGGUCGUCGUGGAGCAGGUGGACGCCGCGCGGAACAGCGGCUCGGCGCUCGGUACGUCGGGGCCCGGUCCCGGUCCGUCGGCCGUGCAGGCGAUGGUCGCCGCCCUGCACGCCAUGGGCUACGGCAAGGUCUGCACGCGGUGCUGGAGCCCGAACGAGGACGCGGGCAUCCCCGUGCGCCGCCACCGCGUGUUCCUGGUCGCGGCCCGCACGCACGACGCGCGCCAGGUCCUGUUCCGGCCCGUGCCGCGCCCCGGCACGAGCGCCACGUCCGGCCCCCCCGCCUUCUUCUUCACGCCCCCGCGCAUCGGGCCCGGUGGCGCGGUCGCGUGGGCGGAGCCCGCGGCCCCCGUGCCCCGGAAGAGGAGGGCGGCGCCGGCGGAGGCCUCCCGGCGCGCGGCGAUCGCGAUCGACCUGUCGUGCGUCCGCGCCGUCCCCAGCGGGGAGGGCGCGCACACGCUGCCGUGCCUGACGGGCUCGAACGGCUGCGUCGCCGUGCUCGACGGCGCGCGGUCGCGCAGCUUCCUGAUCUCCCCGGAGAUCCGCGAGCGGGCCGCCGGGCUCCCGGCGGGCUUCUCCGCGCGGUGCAACAGCAGGAGCCCUGCGACGGCGAGCGACGCGGCGCGUGUGCGCGCGCUGGGCUCGUGCUCGGGGGUGCUGCCGGUCCUGUACAUCGGCGCCGGCAUCGUCCACCUGUAUCGAGGCCCGGGCUACGCGGGCAGCAACGACCCCCUGCUGGCCCCGCCGCUCGACGGCUCCCUGGACCCGCGCGACUUCUCCCCCGACGGCUGCUUGGACGCGGCGAGCAGGGCGCGGGAGCAGCAGGGGCGGCCGCCGCAGGACGAGGUGCGGCCGCUCUCUUGGACGUUUCCCGCAUGGGCCACGUGGUCGGAGGCGGCGCUGGCGGGUGGCGGCGCACCGGGCGAGGACGGCGACGAGAGCGGCGCCGUCGUCGUGCACAGGCGCCUCGCGAAGGGGCUGGCGCCCGGCGGCUGGUUCGGCGGGCAGCCGCUGACGCCGCUGGGCCGCUGGAUCACGCUGGCGGAGUCCAACCUCUGCGGCGUGCUGGACCACUCGGAUGUCGACAACUGGGGCUCGCAGCUGCGAACGAACUACACCGGCGAUCCGGACGCCGCCACCGCGGCGCUGCGCCGGGCGCAGAGGCACAUGCGGUCGGACUGA
Molecule: messenger RNA, 2547 nt
Organism: Pedinophyceae sp. YPF-701
Lineage: Eukaryota; Viridiplantae; Chlorophyta; Pedinophyceae
Source: the annotation of a GenBank genome assembly